Messenger RNA from Dromiciops gliroides (monito del monte), 959 nucleotides. RefSeq names its product basic leucine zipper ATF-like transcription factor 3 (gene BATF3). Gene Ontology annotation, molecular function: RNA polymerase II cis-regulatory region sequence-specific DNA binding; DNA-binding transcription factor activity, RNA polymerase II-specific. Bases 223 to 591 code for a protein of 122 amino acids. NCBI's taxonomy places the organism in Eukaryota, Metazoa, Chordata, Mammalia, Microbiotheria, Microbiotheriidae. The record is from RefSeq and is a predicted model, not a curated record. The transcript is spliced from 3 exons. Gene Ontology annotation, biological process: regulation of transcription by RNA polymerase II. Gene Ontology annotation, cellular component: nucleus.
GGAGGAGGAGGAGUGCCUGCAGCCUGGCCCCGGCCGGCAGUGGAGGAGGGCAGCUCGGAGAGGUCGGGAGGAGGGCCAGGUGAGCGGGCGCCAAGGAUGCCCCGGGCCGGAGGAGCUCCGUAGGCAGGCAAGGGGCGCGGCGGGACCUGCUGGCUGCUCCUCCCCUGGAGGCUGCGCCUGCUGCCCUGCCGGGGGCGGGUCGGGGGCAGUGGAGCUCUCGGCAUGUCGCAAGGGCUCCCGGCCACCGGCAGCGUCCUGCAGAGGAGCGUCUCUGCCCGCGGGAAUCAGCAACAGCCGCAGAGCCCUGAGGAUGAUGACCGGAAGGUUCGGAGGAGGGAAAAAAACAGAGUUGCUGCUCAAAGAAGUCGGAAGAAGCAGACCCAAAAGGCUGAUAAACUUCAUGAGGAAUAUGAGUGUUUGGAACAAGAAAACACUUCCCUUCGGAGAGAGAUUGGGAAGCUGACAGAAGAGCUGAAGCAUUUGAGUGACAUGCUAAAGGACCAUGAAAAGAUGUGUCCCCUGCUCCACUGCUCAAUGAACUUUGUACCUGUGGCUCGGCCUGACCCCAUUACCAACUGCCUGCCCAGAUGAGGCUCAAGAUUGGUCCUUGCCACAGGCUGCGGAAGGGAAGGAAGCCUGGUUGUUUUCAGCCAGGAUGAGAAGUUUUCCAAUUUAUGCCUUCAUGGACAAGACUCUGUGACCAGAACUCUUUGCCUGUGAGGUGGUGGUGAACCCCUGAAUUGUCUCCAAAAGCUCUGAACACUUAAGUGGAUCAGAUCUUUAGUUCCACUUUUUAUCUGUUUUGGCAGUUAGUGGCUUUCAGCUCUCACUCAAGUAUUUGAUGACUUUCCCCCAUUCUCUAGAAUUUGGUUAAUAAAAAUGAUUCUUAUCUCUUCCUCAGCAUCUCAUUUCUCUAGUCUUCUAACCCCCAGAGAAUGUGACUUAUUUGUGUUUGGGUU